AUGAAUAUCACUAAAGAAGAGGAAUUUGGGGGAGAAAGAGAGAUACAGAAGGAACUGGAUGCUAAGUUUCAUUUUAAGAGAGGGUUCUAUACACUCAGUUUUCCUGACAGCAACCCUUUAGGAUAAAGGGCCCUGACAUUGGAGUCGACAGUGGUAGACUGGGGUUUCUUGGCACCUGACAGCAAAGUCUGGAGCUGUUGCCCAAAGCAUUGGAAGCCAUUUAGUUCCCACUGCUACUUCAUUGUGACUGGCUCAGCAUCUUGGAGUGGGAGUGAGGAGAAGUGUUCCAGCAUGGGUGCUCAUCUGAUGGUGAUCCACAGCCAGGAAGAGCAGGAUUUCAUAACCAAGACCCUGGAUCCUAAAGAUGCUUAUUAUAUUGGCCUUUCGGAUCCGGGUCACCGACAGUGGCGAUGGGUUGAUCAGACACCAUACAAUGAAAGUGCCACGUUCUGGCACCCGGGUGAGCCCAAUGAUAACAAUGAACAAUGUGUUGUAGUAAAUCAUCCGUAUUCUAGUUGGGGCUGGAAUGACCUCCCUUGCAGUGGUAAACAGAAGUCAGUUUGUCAGAUGAAGAAAAUAUACUUAUGAAUCAAGCAUUCUCCAU
Messenger RNA from Peromyscus maniculatus bairdii (prairie deer mouse), 604 nucleotides. The record is from RefSeq and is a predicted model, not a curated record. Lineage: Eukaryota; Metazoa; Chordata; Mammalia; Rodentia; Cricetidae.